Monosiga brevicollis MX1 is the source of this 315-nucleotide messenger RNA. RefSeq lists its product as uncharacterized. The transcript is spliced from 3 exons. The record is from RefSeq and is a predicted model, not a curated record. The coding region runs from base 1 to 315 and encodes 104 amino acids. NCBI's taxonomy places the organism in Eukaryota, Choanoflagellata, Craspedida, Salpingoecidae.
AUGGCUGAUGAGGACUUUGAUCUGCUGUACGGAGGUCAGCAGGAUGUGACGCUGGUCUCCGCCGCUGCUGGCCCAACGUCCAGGGCAGAGCUGGAAGCUCGCGUACACGCCCUGGAAAAUGAGCUCGAAUCGACGGUGACUGAGCGCGAUGAACUCAAGGAAAAGCUGAGCCAAGUGGAGGAGCAAAAUACCGCACUCAAGCGCAACAUCAGUUGUCUGUAUAAAACUGCCAAGCUCGAGAUUAAGCGCUGGAAAGAACAGGCCCUGCAGCAGGACCAACAGCCUCCGAAACAUGCCAAGCUCUUGCCCAAGUGA